CCGCACAAACGAAUGCUUUCAAUGCAGUGUUUUUUCUGAAACUAAUGUUUGUUCGUUGAUUAAAGUCGUGUGUGAAUCUUAAUUUGUAUUUAUUUAUAACAAAUAUUUGCAAUGUCCAUUUUUAAUGCGCAACAGUUUUUAGGUGCAUUGUAUAAACGUUAUAUAAUUUCACUGCCAUCAAUAAAUUUAUCUAGAACUCAAAAAAUUUUUAUUAUUUGUCUUACGGGAGGAUCAUUACUAUUGGGAGGAUUAGCACAAUUUUUAAAAAGACGAAGAAGACAUCCUCUACCUUCUUCAAGAAGACCUUUAAGAGAAUUAAAACAAAGAUACACUGCUGCAAAAAGUUCUAAUUUUGAUGCAUUAUCACAAGCAUCAUGGGCAAGAAAAAGUGAGGCUAGUAGCAGAAGUCAUAUAAGUGAUCGAGUAUCACUUAUAUCUUCUGUUCCAGGAGGUCCAGAUGGUGAUGUAAGACUUACUCCACAACAAUAUGGAGUUCUUGGAUUGGAGGCUCUGGAAAAAGCUCUCUAUUGCUGGGAGGAUGCUCUUACAGCGUUCAGCUCUUCACUCAAUAAUGGUACGCUCGCAUUACCGUCUAAGGCGGAUGCAGCAUUUACGCACGAUGUGCAAGAACUUCUCGACAUGGGUUAUCAAAUCCAAAACCAUGCAGAACUCUUAUUUAUCGACCAGCAUUCAGUAUUGUUCCGAAAUGAAGAUGAGGAAAGUAUAGAUAGUCAUAAACCUUCGAAUAUAGGUAGCCGAAUAUCCGGGAAGGAUAAAGCAGAUGCAGCAUCUUCUCCAGAAUCUUUCGAAUCUGCACGUGAUGGAGUAGCAGAUUUGCGGGAAUUUGAAGAAUUCUCUGAAUUUUUUCCACAUUUUGAAAAGCAAAAACUGUAUCAUGCUGCUCUUAAACAACACGAAGAUAAAGGUAUUCCAUGCAGACGAUUACAUACAGAACUGGUAAAAUGCGGUUCAGACGUAGAAUAUUUAGCAAAAGUACAUUGCUUACGACAAGCAUAUACGAAAUUAUUUACUGUAUCUUCUGCUGCAGAGUGGAUUGCAGAUAUAGGCCGACAAGUUAUUAGUGAUUUGAUCAUGUAUGCAGACAGGGAUCCUAAGGAUUAUUUAAUACACUAUGAACGAAUGUUAGAAUUCUUACAAGAACAAAACAAUCGUAUUAUUAUGGAGGAGGAGCUAACUAACAGAGGUGUAAAAUGUAUAAAUUUCUACGAUGUUUUGAUUGAUUUUAUUUUAUUAGAUGCCUUUGAAGAAGUUGAAAAACCACCAUCAUCAAUUAAAGCUAUUUUACAAAAUAGAUGGAUAUCUGCUAGUUUUCGCGAAACUGCAAUUGGAACUGCAGUUUGGUCAGUGCUUGUUGGUAAAAGACAAAUGUUAAAAUAUGAUAAAGGAUUUCUAGCCCAUUUUUAUUCAAUUUCUGAACAAAUUUCUCCAGUACUUGUGUGGGGUUUCUUAGGUCCAGAAGGAAGUUUACGUUCUACUUGUCAUUAUUUCAGAGAUCAAGUAAUAGAAUUCCUUAUAGAUAUAUUUAAUUUCUUUAAAGUAAGAUAUACUACUGUUGAUAAUCUCGCUGAAGAUAUACUCAAGGAAAUGAAAAUAAGAGUUGAAAAUAUAAAUCAAAGACUUUCUUUAGAAGGCUGCUAAUUGAAUAUAAAAAAGACACACUAUAUAGAUUAUAUACUUGAAGACCAAUAAAGAUUCAUUUCACAACGUUAGUUGAUAAACCGGGUAUAAUCACGAUAAAACG
Messenger RNA from Apis florea (little honeybee), 1762 nucleotides. RefSeq names its product mitoguardin (gene Miga). The record is from RefSeq and is a predicted model, not a curated record. Gene Ontology annotation, biological process: mitochondrial fusion. Lineage: Eukaryota; Metazoa; Arthropoda; Insecta; Hymenoptera; Apidae.